Messenger RNA from Arctia plantaginis, 723 nucleotides. Lineage: Eukaryota; Metazoa; Arthropoda; Insecta; Lepidoptera; Erebidae. The record is from the annotation of a GenBank genome assembly.
AUGUGGUUGGUUGUAGUAUAUUCGAUUCUGUCAUGCCACUUCACCAUGAGGACCGGUGAAGUGAAGACCAGUGGUUCCAAGGGAAAACUCCUGGCUGCUGUAAUAGUCAUCCUGCUAUUUAUGGAAGUAGAAGCCAGUGAACUAGCCACAAUAGCAUCGCUGGAUCCCAACGUUGAAGCGAAGGUUGUCACUCAAGCUCCGGUUAAACUUAAUAUCACUGUCAUACCCAUGCCUGAAGGUUAUCAAGACUCCAAGAACUGGACAUCGGACUCUGUUCUGCACCUACUUAGACUAAUAAAUGGGACCGAGGCAGCUGCAAUAAUCAAUAACGCACUAGAUAUCUCGAACACAACCAAGGCAUGUAUUUACAAGAUUAUUUUAACGACAGUAGAGCUAACAAGAACAAACGAAAAAUCUAUUGCUGACUAUUCAAAAUCAGUGAAUGAUGUUAUGUUCAACAUAACCAAUUACAAAGAGGCCAAACUGGCCGGUGCACUUAUCAGUGGCACUCAACUCAACACAACGGAAAUUGCCCCAGUAAAAGGCAAGAAGGAAGGCAAAGGAAGUGGUGGCAGAAGUGAUGGAGGCGAUGGUAGUCAAGAUGGAAGUAGUGAUGGUCAUCCUACUAACCCUGGACAACCUAGACGCUCUGGUGACGCAGAGAUACUGCUGCCAAAGAUGGUAAAGGAGGAAGUAGUGGAGGCUGGUAUGGUGAAGGGGUAG